GCAAAUAAGUACCAGAUGUAAAAUAAAUAUCCAGCUGUGCGUGUAUGGAAUUGUAAUUCGCAAAAACUAAAUUGCAUCAAAAAUUUGAUUUUUGUUCCUUAUUCUUACCAUGAGGAAGAGGAUGACAGGUGGUCGGCUAGUACCACGGAAUUUCGGUGAAUUUCGUAGAGCCACAAGUUCAAAAGGUUUCUCAUGAAAUUACACGGGCCUUGACUCAAAUGACUAGUUUCCCACAAUGCAUCGGGUCUAAUCGAUAAAUCCGAAAUAUUUUAUAUUAUUUUGUUUGCUUAAACAUUCGAUAUCUGUCUUUUGCCCUAGUAGCUUUAGCGUGGGCCCUCAUUUCUGAGUCAAAGUUGUUUGGCUGAGUUUACAGUUUGCACUUUCACACCAUAAGGUAACUUGAAAAUUCAGGGGAAAAAAAUUGCCUAUUGUCUGGUCACAGGGUAGGGCCGCACGUCACCUGUGUGUUGGUUUAAAUGGUCCAUUCAGUCAGUAGUAAACUCCAGCAACGGAUGCCACGUAAAGAGCUCUGUUGACAAGCAGCUGGACAUACCAAUACAGAUUAGAUAAUUCACGAGGAAAUAUUUCAGCAGGAACACAUGGAUCUGGACGAGGUUUGGGUGUUUUUGGGAGACUUUGGUCGAUACCAAACCUUAGCUUAUAUCCUGAUCACGCUUGUCGGGACAUGGUUACCAGCAUGGCAGAUCUUCGGAAUUAUCUUCACCGGCCAUCAACCACCGUUCCACUGCCGGGCAAGCCCGGGAUUCUCGCUGAAUGAGAGUGUGCCUUUUAACGAAACUUUCUCGCAAUGUGACAUGUUCGAAGUGUUGCAGGAUAGAAAUGGAACUUCCUUUAUCAAUACGAGCCAAGAAGUGAAAUGCAGAAACGGAUACGACUAUCAGCCCAUUUAUGGCGAAAACACCAUUGUUAUGGAGCUCGACCUUGUCUGUGACCAAGAAAUCCUCGCCAGUACCGCUCAAUCCAUCUUGUUCACCGGCGUGUUGGCUGGGGCUUUCAUCUUUGGUCAUCUCUCGGACCUCAUCGGUCGGAAGACAGUUCUGCUACUCAGUGUAUUACUCCAAGCAGGUGCUGGUACUGCUAUCUAUUUUGUGUACGAGUAUCAUUGGUUCGCCAUGCUGUGGUUCUUUAUCGGAAUGUUCGAGCAGGGUAUGAACCUGACUGAGUAUGUACUCAUCAUGGAGAUGUUUUCUCCCAAGAAGCGAUCCAUUGCAGGUUGUAUCAACAACAUCUCUUGGGGAGUGGGCGUGACCCUGUUGGCUCCCAUCGCGUACUUUCUCAGAGAUUGGCGUAAAAUGCAACUUGCUAUCUCAGUGCCGUGUGUUGUGGCCAUACCGCUCUGGUUUAUAUUGUAUGAGUCAGUCAGGUGGCUGCUUUCUAGAGGGCGACAUAAAGACGCUUUUCGAAUCUUGCACCGGAUCGCUCGAUUCAAUCGAAUAACUCCACCCCCUGGUGGAUUCAGCGUCAUCCACGAAGGUCAUACCAUUCGCGAAUCGGAUGAAUUAAACGAAGCCAGUGUCUCUUAUGGCAACGGUAACCUUGCAACAGUUGAGACUAAGACAUCUGAGGUCCAGAGAGAUGAAGGAUCAAGUGAGGACAAGGCAAAGAAAGUGAAGACUCAUACUUUGAUUGACAUCUUGAGGAGCUGGAGAAUACUGCGAAAUCUCCUCAUAAUGUGUUUCUCCUGGUUUGUCAACAGCAUGGUAUACUACGGCGUUUCACUGUACAGUUCCAACCUGGCUGGCGAUAAAUACUUCAAUUUCUUCUUGAUAGCUUUGGUGGAGAUACCUGCUUACGUCCUUACAAGCUUCACCAUGAUCUGGUGGGGGCGUCGCCCAUCUUUGCUCCUGUUCCAUCUCCUUGCUGGAAUUGCUUGUGUGGUUACAGCUUGUUUACCCAGAGACACAGAAGACGCAGCAGACUAUGAGAUUCCAAUCGUGGUUAUGGCAGUGUUUGGCAAAUUCUGCAUUACGUGUAGUUUCGGCGUGGCUUUCCUCUACAGCACAGAGAUAUUUCCAACACCAGUCAGGAAUAUCGGUUUUGGCAUGUCGUCGUUCUGUGGACGAGUUGGAAGCAUUGUUGCACCGUUUGUUGUGUACCUUGACAAAGUGUCUCACUUCAUCCCUCUGAACAUCUUUGGAGGUCUAAGUCUUCUAGCUGCAGGACUGGUUCUCGUUCUACCGGAGACAAGAAAUAAACCACUCCCCGAGACUAUCGAGGAAGCAGAGAGUCUAGGUCGAAUGACAUCACCCAGCAACCGAGGCAGUGCAAGCAAAGAUGUAACAUCAGUGCAUGGGGAGACCACUGGCCCUCCUAACAAUGGGAUGGUGAAUGUUGCUAUGCAGGACGAAAAUGAUUGGCUGUGAGAGAUAGCAAAUAUGGAGCCUAGCUAGGAAUGUGAUGUAACAUUCAGUCUUACGAUUGCUGAUCAUAGAAGUAUAGAAUUGGGAUAGUCUGAUGUAACGAAACCGUUAAAACGACUUGGAGUUGGGCUAAGCUAUUGUGUUUGUCGAAGAAAUGGGUUGGGUGAGCCUUGGGGAGGAUUUAGACAGUGGGGCUGGGGGACAAAGGAGUGCAUUGACAUUACUCAAUGCAAGACGUGAAAACGGACCGUCAUUGGGCACUGUUUCGUUUCGUUUCCGAAAUAUACUUCCAAGACUUGAAAAGAGAUCUUUAUAUUGCUCGAGUUGCAGAUAUACCGCUAAACGACUUAUGUGUGAAAAAACUUCAGAACUUUUUAGUAUGUUAUGUUUUUAAUUAGGCGUGGUAUUUCCGUCAAUAUAUACUGGACGAAUUUGGAUAAUUACGCGAAUCAUUUAGGUGUGUUAGAAAAUCACCUCAUUUAUUAUCAUAUAUAACCAAUGGUAAAAAUCGCGAUUAUGACAGUGUGAAACUUUUUCUCCUUUUUAAGUGGCUUUUCAGUCAACGUGGAGCCCACAGAAUAUUUAACAGAUUUCUUUCGCCAUUUUUUCGUUAACACAGAAGAAAAUGAUCAGGAGAACUGGCGUACACCUGCUGAAAUGUCAGUAACGUGUCACAAUCGGUUCAAUUUCACCCCCUGUAUUCUUUGCUUUUAAGUGUAUAUAAGAUUUUUAAAACAUUUUACGCACGCAGAAAUACGUAAAAUAGCAUUACAUGUACUGUCAUGUUUGGAUGUGUUUACUCAUCCUAUAAGUUGUCAGGAGUAUAAUCGUAUAUAGGCCUACUAGUUGUGUUCAUGUAUGCAUUCAUUACAGUAACUGAGUUUGGUCGGUGUUUAUAUAUCAAAAGUGCGAUCAAGUUUUAUACGGGGUAAGUGAAAUGCAAAUAUUGCUGCUAUUCCUGUCACUAAGCUUUCCAUGGAACUAUAAGUGAAGAAAAAAAAGUUUGUAAUUUAUGCAGAGUGAGAGCGAAUUUAAAUGGCAGUAUUUAAAAAAAUUUCUCCACACAAAUAUAACAAUUCAGUAAUGAAUGAAAAUGGAAAUCGGAAAUGUCAAACGCUACCCUCGAAAAAUUAAUAAUCGUCACAAUUUUUCCUUGUAUAAGGAAUGUUUAUACAACACGUGUUAUAAAAGACAUUAUUGAAUCAUUAUUUGAAUGUUUUAUAUUUUGGAGUGACGUGUCAAUUUUAUCCAAAAGAAUCAUCCAUUUAUUUCUUGUCUUAAAUCCUGUAUUUUAUCAAAUAUAGGAUAAUUCAUUCCUUACCAUUCUGUCGGAAAUUUUUUUGGUUUUUUUUUUUAAGCUACAUAGCUUUAACUCAAAAGGGGCCUAAAUAAUGUAAGGUUAUCCAUUACGGGGGAAAUUUUUACCAAUAAAUUUUCAUGUUUGAAACAAUUUCCAAAUUGUGAGGCAAACCCCAGGCAACCUUUUUUUCAUAGGAGGGACCCACUGAAAAGAUAUCCUUACUACAAGACUAACCAUUGCAUUGCAAACCCUUCCGAAUGUUUUGCAGGGGAGGGGGGAAUUUAAGGUAAAUAUAUAAACGCCCAUCAAUGACAUUUCUAUCAAUGAAAUACCAAAUGAAAGGAUCUUUAUUCUAUUAUUUUAGAAAAUGUAUGUUUCCUGAGGAAUUGUUAUAGUCUUAUAGUUCCCAUCAACUAAUAAGCAUAAAUAUACAUAGUAGCAUGUGCUUCAAAGUUUCUUCCCUGUUUAUUUAUAUCUAAUAUCACGUAUUACGUGAUAAUAGACUGAAAUUAAACUGAAACAAAAGCUUUCUGAAA
Messenger RNA from Acanthaster planci (crown-of-thorns starfish), 4217 nucleotides. Its product is annotated as organic cation transporter protein-like. Gene Ontology annotation, biological process: transmembrane transport. Lineage: Eukaryota; Metazoa; Echinodermata; Asteroidea; Valvatida; Acanthasteridae. Gene Ontology annotation, molecular function: transmembrane transporter activity. The record is from RefSeq and is a predicted model, not a curated record.